Egretta garzetta (little egret) is the source of this 2123-nucleotide messenger RNA. RefSeq names its product heterogeneous nuclear ribonucleoprotein U (gene HNRNPU). Gene Ontology annotation, biological process: regulation of mitotic spindle assembly; regulation of chromatin organization; RNA localization to chromatin. Gene Ontology annotation, cellular component: mitotic spindle midzone; nuclear matrix; CRD-mediated mRNA stability complex. NCBI's taxonomy places the organism in Eukaryota, Metazoa, Chordata, Aves, Pelecaniformes, Ardeidae. The transcript has 13 exons. Gene Ontology annotation, molecular function: snRNA binding; promoter-specific chromatin binding; TFIIH-class transcription factor complex binding. The record is from RefSeq and is a predicted model, not a curated record. The annotation marks the transcript as partial.
GUUACAGGAGGAGAUGCUAAAACAGAACAAAAGCCUGGUGAGAAAAAGAGGGGAGUGAAGAGACCACGUGAAGACCAUGGCCGUGGAUAUUUUGAAUACAUCGAGGAAAAUAAGUACAGCAGGGCCAAGUCCCCUCAGCCACCUGUUGAAGAAGAAGAUGAACAUUUUGAUGACACAGUGGUUUGUCUUGAUACUUAUAACUGUGACCUGCAUUUUAAAAUCUCAAGAGACCGGUUUAGUGCUUCCUCUCUGACCAUGGAAAGCUUUGCUUUCCUUUGGGCUGGGGGGAGAGCCUCCUAUGGAGUUUCUAAAGGCAAAGUCUGCUUUGAGAUGAAGGUUACAGAAAAGAUUCCUGUUAAACACCUGUACACAAAAGACAUUGACAUACAUGAAGUGCGAGUUGGCUGGUCACUGAACACAAGUGGAAUGUUGCUUGGUGAAGAAGAAUUUUCUUAUGGGUAUUCUCUGAAAGGAAUAAAGACAUGCAAUUGUGAGACUGAAGACUUUGGUGAGAAGUUUGAUGAAAAUGAUGUGAUUGGAUGUUUUGCUAAUUUUGAUGGAGAUGAAGUGGAACUCUCAUAUUCCAAGAACGGACAAGAGCUUGGUGUUGCAUUCAAAAUAAGUAAGGAAGUUCUUGAUGGGCGGCCACUCUUCCCACAUGUUCUCUGCCAUAACUGUGCAGUUGAGUUCAACUUUGGUCAGAAGGAGGAACCUUACUUUCCUGUUCCUGAAGAGUAUACCUUCAUCCAGAAGGUCCCCCUGGAGGAUAGGGUCCGAGGACCAAAGGGACCUGAGCAAAAGAAAGAUUGUGAGGUGGUGAUGAUGAUUGGCUUGCCUGGAGCUGGCAAGACUACAUGGGUUACCAAACACGCAGCAGCAAAUCCUGGGAAAUACAACAUUCUUGGGACAAAUACUAUUAUGGACAAAAUGAUGGUUGCAGGUUUUAAGCGGCAAAUGGCGGACACUGGAAAACUUAACACACUGUUGCAGAGAGCUCCCCAGUGUCUUGGAAAGUUCAUUGAGAUUGCAGCUCGUAAGAAGCGGAAUUUCAUUUUGGAUCAGACAAAUGUGUCUGCAGCUGCGCAGAGGAGAAAAAUGUGCCUGUUUGCAGGCUUCCAGCGCAAAGCAGUUGUUGUUUGCCCAAAAGAUGAAGACUACAAGCAAAGAACACAAAAGAAGGCAGAGGUGGAGGGAAAAGAUCUUCCAGAGCAUGCAGUUCUCAAAAUGAAAGGGAACUUCACACUGCCAGAGGUAGCAGAAUGUUUUGAUGAAAUAAUCUAUGUAGAGUUGCAAAAAGAAGAAGCUCAGAAGCUUUUGGAGCAAUAUAAAGAAGAAAGUAAGAAGUCUCUUCCUCCGGAAAAGAAACAGAACACUGGCUCAAAGAAGAACAAGAAGAGCAAUAAAAAUCAAUUUAAUAGGGGUCAGAGAGGUCGUGGAGGAUUCAACAUGCGGGGCAACUUCAGAGGAGGAGUCCCUGGCAAUCGUGGUGGAUACAACAGGAGGGGAGGCAACAUGCCUCAGCGAGGUGGUGGUGGUGGCGGUGGUGGCGGUGGCAGCAGCGGUGCAAUUGGCUACCCAUAUCCUCGUGGCCCUGUCUUUCCAAGCAGAGGUGGCUACUCAAACAGAGGAAACUAUAACAGAGGUGGAAUGCCCAACAGGGGAAACUACAACCAGAACUUCAGAGGAAGGGGAAAUAAUCGUGGCUACAAAAACCAAUCUCAGGGCUACAACCAGUGGCAGCAGGGUCAAUUCUGGGGUCAGAAGCCAUGGAGUCAGCAUUAUCACCAAGGAUAUUAUUGAAUACCCAAAUAAAUGAACUGAUACAUAUUUCUCCAAAACCUUCACAAGAAGUCGACUGUUUUCUUUAGUAGGCUAACUUUUUAAACAUUCCACAAGAGGAAGUGCCUGCGGGUUCCUUUUUUAGAAGCUUUGUGGGUUGAUUUUUUUCUUUUCUUUUUUUGUACAUUUUUAAUUGCAGUUUUAAAGUGAUUCGUAAGAGAACCUCAGCAUUGUGCACGAUAAGAGAAUGUGUCAGUAUUUCAGGGUUCUACAUUUUAUCUGUAAAAUGUGACUUUUUUUUUACCACAACAAAAGUAAAACGUUGCUUUGUACCUGGUGUCUUU